Sinocyclocheilus grahami is the source of this 1168-nucleotide messenger RNA. RefSeq names its product quinone oxidoreductase-like protein 1. The record is from RefSeq and is a predicted model, not a curated record. The transcript has 14 exons. Gene Ontology annotation, molecular function: oxidoreductase activity. NCBI's taxonomy places the organism in Eukaryota, Metazoa, Chordata, Actinopteri, Cypriniformes, Cyprinidae. Bases 58 to 1125 code for a protein of 355 amino acids.
CAGGAAAUGAGCAAAACACUACCGCGGUCAACUACAUGUUGAACAGCUAAAAUUGCCAUGAAGGGACUUUACUGCAAACCAGGAGACCAGGGUGAUGUGAAGUUUGUCCUACAGGAGACAAAUGUACCCACUAACCUUGGCAGCCAUCAGGUCAAAGUUCAAGUGAAAAGCUGUGCACUAAGUCCAGUUGAUUUUAAGCUGUACGAGGACCUCAAGUUUGAGAAAGAACAUGUCCCAGUUGGAAGGGAGAUCGCUGGGGUUGUUCUUCAAGGUUUACAUGUUGGACCCAAAGUUACCUUUUUCCAGCCAGAUGAUGAGGUUGUUGGGAUUCUUCCAUUGGAUGCUGAACAAUCUGGCCUUUGCUCCAUCGUGGUUACUGAUGAAUAUAAUUUAGUUCAGAAGCCUGAGAAAGUGAGCUGGGUUGAAGCAGCAGCAGUAAUUAAAGAUGGUCUCAGGGCUUACACUGCUCUCCACACUCUGGCUCGGAUGGCUGCGGGUCAGACUGUACUGGUGCUGGAUGGGGCUGGUCCCUUUGGAGUUCUGGCCAUUCAGCUCGCCCACUAUCACGGUGUGAAAGUCCUGGCUACAGCAUCAUCUCCGGAGGACCAGACGUUUUUGGAAGAGCUCCGGCCGAGUGUGGGUGUGCAGGAAUCACUUUUGGCUCGAGUGAUCAGAGUGUGGGACUCUAAGCAGGAUUUGGUGGACUCGUGCCUUGAAGAAACUGGAGGUCUUGGAGUGGACAUCAUCAUUGAUUCAGGAGUGAGACUCUAUGAGGAGGAGCCAGAAGCACAGAGGCAUUGCCCACAUAAACAUGACCUCCUUACCCUUCUUUCAGUUGGAGGUCACUGGGUCACCACAGAACAACACUUACAGCUGGACCCUCCUGACAGCCACAUUCUCUUCCUGAAGGCAGCAUCGCUCUCAUUCCUUAACGACGAGGUGUGGACAACAUCCCGGGCCAAGCAGGGCCGAUAUCUUCAUAUCCUGAAAGAUGUGAUGGAUAAACUCUGCACAGGGACCUUCAGGCCGCAAUUGGUGGACCCUGUGCCUUUAUAUGAAGCUACGGUCUCCAUGGAGAUGGUACAGAGAAAGCAAGCGAGGAAAAGAAUAGCUGUCAAGCUUUGAAGAGGGCUCAAAAUAUUUUUGCCAUAAUUCUGUAAAUUUUAGC